UUUAGCAGAUUCAAGACUUUUCACAGUAGAGGUAUAAGUAGACAGGGGGUGUAGGGAUACAGCUGGGAGAGAGGGAUGUGUCGUGAGCAGCGUUCCUAGCUAAAGGAAGAGUAAUUGGAGAAGUCAGUCUUCUAUGAGGUUAUGUAGUUAUUUCAAGGGAACCCAGCCCUGACGGCUGUAAGCGAAACCGGCUGAUGCUGCGGGAUAACUCCGGGUGGAAUUGUGAGGUCCCCCGGCCUCCCCUCAUCCUUUUGAAAUUGAAAAAAAAAGAAAAAAAAAAGAAAAAAAAGAAAGAAAAGAAAAAAAAAGGAAAAAGAAAAAAGAAUUGAGGGGUCAAGUGCAGUGCAGAGAGAGCGCAGUGUGUGCGUCCGAGGAAUGCGCACAUUGGGACUUCCCUGGGUGUGCGUCCGAGGAAUGCGCACGUUGGGACUUCCCUCCGUCUAUGUCACGUCGAGAGGCGAGAUUGGGGUGACAGAGACCUGACGUGGGUGUGGGUACGUUUCUGAGAAGCAGAAGGCGGGAUGGGGAGUAGAGUGGGAGGAGGGUGAGUGAGCGAAGGGAAAGAGUGGCGGAAGAGCUGGGGGAUCGAAGACGAUCGGCUGCAUGACGUGGUUCCCUGGCGAAGUUGACGAAUAGGUUGAUUUACUGCUGUUAAUGAAUCCAUGUCCAGGCACCAACGGAACGGGAGAAUAGAUGCGACGUAAUCCCUCCAUUUCACGUCUCUGAAGAAAGGCUUUUUUUUUUUGGUUUUAAUAUCUAUAUAUAAGGUAAAAUGGAGAUCCCUGAGACCGACGACUCAACAUGCGAGCCUCUCAAGGAAUUGGAAAAACUGCAGGUGGAAAUUGAUCUACUGGUGCAUAAUCAAGCCAAGGCGAGAGACAAUUUGGAAAAGGAGUACCUAGAAAAAUGCCAGCCACUUUAUGAGAAGCGACGAAAGAUUGUGAUGGGAGAGGUGGAGCCCACAAAGGAGGAAGUUGAAGGCAUUUCAGAUGGUGACGAUGACGACGAUGUCAGCAGCACGGUCACUGGUGAAUUGGGCGAAAUCACGACACAUAAGAAGCAGGCUAAGGGUGUGCCAUAUUUCUGGCUCUCAGUUAUAAAGAAUCAGGUAACGGAAGAAGAGACAAAGGAAGACAAAGAGAAAAAUAAAGAAAAGAAGUUGAUGAGUGAUGCUAUAAAGUCUGCUGUUCCGAAAGAAAAGACUGAAGAGGGGAAGCCGUCUAAUGGGGGAGGAUCGAGUCAGCCAUCUACUCCUCCUUCUUCUCCUCAUUCUACUCCUCCUAAUUCUCCACCUCCAAGUUCUCCAAAGAAACCCGCGGAACCUGAAAAACCCAAGAAGAGGGAAAAAGUGAAGAUGAAAAUGCCUUUCACGUUUUGCAACAAAAAAGAUGAAAAUUUGUUGUUGUGGAUUGCCGAGAUCCAGAUGUAUUGUAAGACGUCUCUAGUUGAGCCUGAUUCUCAAGUUGCAUUUUCCACUUCAUGUUUAGGUGGGGAAGCAAAGGAAUGGGUGCUGGCUGAGGCUAACGCCGCAGGGUUCGAGGACAUUGGGGAAUGGUCUGGGACAAUGAACCUGAAGCAGUUCCUUGCUAAGAUCAAGGAACGCUUCCUGGACAAGACGACGACCGAUAAGGCCUUUGAUCAACUCACGACCAUAGGCCAGCGUCAUUGGACCUCUGUAGAGUCUUUGUCACGGGAGGUAGAUCGGUUGCUGCAUGUUCCUGGAUUGAACCUGCAGGACAAUCAAGUCCUAUAUAUCUAUUCCCGUGCUCUGCGCGAGCCUAUUCGUGGACAGCUCGUGGCCGAUUCGAAAUCCGGCAAAUAUAACUAUAGGCAGUUUCGAGACCUGGCUCUCCAACGAGAGCAAAUGACUUCACAAGUAAAGAACACAUAUGCUUCUGUGGUGAAGUAUGAUGGAGGAGGAGGGGCAAAUUUGGGCAAACGGGUCCUUUGGCAUCAGAAGCGCCAGGACCAUGUGCUUGUUCUUUUUGACAAUGAAACCGUGGAAAAAUUGCCGCUAGAAGCUGAGGGAGCGACAUGCAGCAACAAUAGAAGACUUACAGGUGUAGAUGCACUAAGGGUUCCGCACAUGUUCAGGACCUUGGACGAGGGAGAAGAAAGACGGCUUCGUGCCGAACGUAGAGCCCGUGCUCUAGCAGCAGGACUACAAGAAGCAAACAGAGUAGCAAGAGAGCGGGCAACAACAGCCAGAGCAACAGCAAUGGCUAACGGUACCAGCUCUGCUGCGUCAUCGUCUGCGUCCUCGUCAGGGAAUAGUGGGACUCAGUUGGGAAUGCCAACGAGUUCCACGAGUUCCUCGGGCACUUCCGGUUCAACAGGGUCUAGACAGUCUUCUAGUCAAAUGGUAGGCUCGCAGUUCAGCCCCAUGACCGCACGUGAGCGGGAGCUCAGAGAGAUCCAACAGGUCGAAAGACUCCGCCAGCAGUUAGAGGAGGAUCUGAAGAAAGCAACCGAUAGAGAAAAGGAGAUAAAAAGUAGAGCGGCCAGACUUGAUACGUUAGAGGUUGACAAGGCUGCGUUAGAGGGAUUGGACGAAUCGAGUUUGUCUGACACCCUGAAAGUGUUGAGGGACAACAUGUUGUCACUGCAUGCGCACGUAGACAGCAGGAUGGACUUCAUGCAAAGCACUUUGGACCAGAUCCUGGAUGCAUUGACAAAGCCAGGAUUCCGGCCACCAGCACAAUUGUCGUUGUCGUUAACGGCGAUGUCAGGUCCCUUUGCCGUACAAGUUGACACACAACCAAGUGGUACGUCUGCAACAGCCGCACUGACUGUUGCAUCUUCUUCUUCGAGUCCAGUGGUGAUUGCUGCAUCACCACAACAACCUGUUCAGAAACCUGGACAGCCGCAAGGCCAAUGGUAUCCAAAGACCCCAAUGAAACCGCCUCUUGCCUUCUCAGGCGAGAGAAAGGACGAGGAACUCAACACAUGGUUGAGGACGGUCCCGGUUUGGGUGAAGGCCAAAAGGACCUUGCCUGAGGACGAAGUGGUAACUGCGGCGUCUUACCUUGAGGGUAAGGCAACCAAGUGGUUAGAUGGUGUAGUUGUGAAGGCCGGGUACAGGAGACGCAUGGCGGAUUGGGCUAAGUCAUUGACUUUAGACCAAUUCAUGGAGAUGGUAGAAGCUCGAUGGCAUAACCCACAAGAGGCUCAAAGGGCCACUGAUGCCAUUAACAAACUUGACCAACGCAAGUUCAGACAGUCACUGAGGUCAGAUCAUAAAAGAUUGAAGCAUGCACUCAUGAAUCAUGAAGUUCUUAUGGUUCCCGAUCCGCAGAAGCCAUUCAUAGUGACCACUGACGCAAGCCAAUACGGCAUUGGCGCAGUGCUGGCUCAGCAGGAUGGGAAAAAGUUGAGACCGAUUGAGUACAUGAGUAAGAAAAUGCCUUCGAAGAAGCUGGCUAAGUCCACCUACGAAAGGGAACUCUAUGCUCUCUACAAGGCACUUGUCCAUUGGAGACACUUCCUUUUGGGAAGUUUCUUCUAUCUGAGGACUGAUCAUCAGACCCUCAAAUGGAUCAAGACUCAACCGGCUCUUUCUGAUGCACUCAAGCGAUGGAUUGAGGUCAUAAACCAAUAUGACUUCAAGCUUGAGUACUUGAAGGGAGAGUACAAUAAGGUUGCAGACGCGCUAUCCCGUAGAGCAGACUACCUAGGUGCGCUAGUUUCUGAAUUUGGCGUAUCUAAUGAAGUAACUCAAUCAUUGGUGGGAGCCUAUCAUGAAUACCCUGUCACGAUGGACAUCAUCCGCAAACUUCAGGCGAAAGACAAGGUCACAGAAAGUGAGUUUGUAAUGGUGGAUGGGCUAAUCUAUCUUGAUAAGGCCGGAGUAAAGAGAUUGGUAGUUCCAUCUAGUGAACAGUUGCGUAGUUUACUUUUAGGCGAAUGUCAUGACGCAACUGGGCACUUUGGCUACAAGAAAACGAUUGCUAACUUAGUACAACGAUUUUGGUGGCCCAGAAUGUUAGAUGACGCAAAGAAGUAUGUUGAGACUUGUAAGGUCUGUCAGCGGGACAAGCCGCGAACUCAAGCACCGCUUGGGUUAUUGAAGCCUUUACCUAUUCCUGAUGGUCCAGGAUUGAGUGUUUCCAUGGAUUUCAUGGACACCCUUGUGACCAGCAAGAGUGGUAAGAGGCACAUUUUCGUCAUCAUUGACCGAUUCACCAAGUACGCUAGACUAAUUCCAAUGCCAGAGACAGCCAGGACGGAAUACGUCAUCAAGUUGUUCAAGGACAACUGGGUAAGGGACUUUGGUUUACCAAAGACCAUCAUUAGUGACCGAGACGUCCGAUUCACAAGUGAGUUGUGGAAGAAGACUGCAAAACAGAUGGGCAGUCAACUUCAGAUGACUUCAGGGAAUCAUCCCGAAGCCAACGGACAGGCUGAACAAAUGAAUAGAGUUGUACAGCACUUGCCGAGGCACUACAUCAAGCCCAGCCAGGAUGACUGGGAUGAGCAGUUACCUCUCAUCGCCAGCCUGUACAACAAUGCUAUACAUAGUAGUACCGGCAUCAGUCCUAACCAGCUGCACUUAGGAUGGAAGCCUAGAUCAGCAUUAGACUUCCUCCUACCUGAAAACCGACCUGCUGCAACUCCAGGCACACUUGAAUACGGUGUGCAGUAUGAGAAGUUGCUGCAAGAGGCUGUUGAACACAUGAAGAAUGCUCAGCAAGCCAUGAUUGCUUCUGAGAAUCAACAUCGUAGACAGUCCACAUUUCAGGUAGGGGAACGUGUCUGGGUCAAGGCUAGUGACAUAGGUCAGGAAUUCGGAAUAUCUCGCAAACUAAUGCCUCAGUACUUUGGUCCCUGGGAAGUCUUGGAUGUAGUGGGAGAUGAGUCGGAUGGUCCCACAUAUGUCAUUCGUGUCCCUGGACACCUACGCACUCACCCAGUCUUUCAUGCCUCAAAGCUUGCACCUUUCGCUGAGACUGAUCAAUUCCCUUCCAGGAGAUCGAUGCUGCCCCCAACCAUGGAUGGACAAGUCGACAUCGACGACAUUGUGGAUCACAGGGAUAUGCCUGUUCAGAAGCCGCUGGGUCGAGGAAGACCUCCUAAACCCAAGAGGGAGUACCGGAUCAGAUUCCGGCAUCAUACGGAUCCUAAAGAAGAUCGGUGGUUUACCCGGGAGGAACUGAUGGAAACAGCUCCUCAGGUGGUGGCAGAUUAUGAACGGAAGCUAAAAGGGAAGACACCUGCGAAGGUAUGGAAGAAUUGGGAGGAGGAAGGCGAUGGAGAGGGAGGGAGGAGGGAGGCGAUGGAGAUGGAAGCAGGAGGGAGGAGGCAGGAGGGAGGAGGCAGGGUAUGGGCGAUGGAGAGGGAGGGAGGAGGGAGGCGAUGGAGAUGGAAGCAGGAAGGAGGACGCAGGGUAUGGCGGAGGAGGGAGGAGAUGGACAGGGGGGGAGGAGAGAAACGAUCGAAAGACAGGGAGGAGGGUGGCGAUGGAGAUGCAAGGAGGGAGGAGGGAGGCGAUGAAGAUGGAAGCAGGAGGGAGGAUGCAGGGUAUGGCGGAGUAUGGAGAAAGGAGGCGAUGGAGAGGGAGGGAGGAGGGAGGCGAUGGACAGGGGGGAAGGAGAGAAACGAUCGAAAGACUGGGAGGAGGGUGGCGAUGGAGAUGCAACUUGAAGGAGGGAGGAGGCGAAUGAGUGCAGAGAGUAACUGCGCUAAGCGACUAGUAGCGGGGUACAAAGUGCACCCAGGAAAAGAGAAGUUUACACUAUAGAUGCCAACGCGGAAGAACAAGAAGAAAAAGAAACAAGGAACAACAAGAUGAAACAAAGAAAAAGAAUAGGA
This is a messenger RNA of Chara braunii, 5808 nucleotides long. NCBI's taxonomy places the organism in Eukaryota, Viridiplantae, Streptophyta, Charophyceae, Charales, Characeae. The record is from the annotation of a GenBank genome assembly.